This is a messenger RNA of Pyricularia pennisetigena, 1674 nucleotides long. RefSeq lists its product as uncharacterized. Bases 1 to 1674 code for a protein of 557 amino acids. Lineage: Eukaryota; Fungi; Ascomycota; Sordariomycetes; Magnaporthales; Pyriculariaceae. The transcript has 3 exons. Gene Ontology annotation, molecular function: magnesium ion transmembrane transporter activity. The record is from RefSeq and is a predicted model, not a curated record. Gene Ontology annotation, biological process: mitochondrial magnesium ion transmembrane transport. Gene Ontology annotation, cellular component: mitochondrial inner membrane.
AUGCCUCGGUUGGCGGCACCACCUCUGCCGGUUCCCUCCCACAACCUGCUUCGAUUCCUGCGCUCCCAGACCGACGGCCUGCUCAGCUUCGAUGUAGCCAGUGCGACCACCUGCAGGACCUCGAGGGUCGUGCCCACCGCUCACGGCCCCCUUGGUCCGCGCGCGUUGACAUGCAAGGCCAAGACGCUGGCUCUGCCACCGGGACGUCGCUCGUUCUGUACAUCCAACCUGCGACCUCAGCGGACGGAGGGGGACGGCAGCAGGAACUUCAUCUUCGACAUGAACAAGAUCCUGCCUCGGGUGUUUCGCAGACAGAGGGGCUCCACGUCCAGGAGUACACCGGGGGGUCAACAUCCGGACGAAGACCGGCCAAAUGCGUACCCCAGAGCCACCAAGCCGACAUGGCAGGAGAAGCUAGGUUGGGGAGGGGGCAAACCGUUGGGAGGCGACAUGGGAGGUCCCGGCAGCAGCGACGACUGCGGGCCAGACAACAACUUCACUUUUGGAUCCAGACGGGCGCAGCUCAUGCGCGCUCCCAUGGACCCAAGACUACGGUGCACCGAAGUCGACGAGAACGGCGAGGUCAUAUUAGUCGACGGGGAGUACAAGAAGAGCGAGCUGAUUGCAAAGUACGGUCUGCUCCCUCGAGAUCUCCGCAAGAUCGACUCGUCAAACCUGCCGCACAUCCUCGUCCGCCCCUCAGCUAUUCUUAUCAACUUACUGCAUCUCCGUGUGCUCAUCAAAUCCGACCGAGUGCUUCUCUUCGACGUGUUUGGCUCAAAGACGUCGUACAACCAAUCAGCCUUCAUGUAUGACCUGCAAGGCCGUUUACGGCAGAAACAGCCAGCGGGAAGUAACGCGGUGCUCCCGUACGAGUUCCGUGCUCUCGAAGCCGUCCUGAUCUCGGUCACCAGCGCCCUCGAGGCCGAUCUCCUCACGGUGCGAGAGCCCGUGGUCAGGGUGCUGCGGGAGCUCGAAGACGACAUCAACCGUGAUAGGCUGCGCAUCCUGCUUGUUCUGUCAAAGAAGGUCAGCACUUUUGAGCAAAAGGCCAAGCUGGUGCGAGAUGCCAUCGAUGAGCUUCUCGAAGCCGACGAUGACCUUGCAGCCAUGUAUUUGACGGAGAAGAGGCACGACCUGUACAGGGGUGAGGAUGACCACACCGAGGUUGAGAUGCUGCUCGAGUCGUACCACAAAAUCUGUGACGAAGUGGUUCAGGAGGCGAGCAGUUUGGUUUCCAGCAUCCGCAACACGGAGGAAAUUAUUCGUGCUAUUCUUGACGCCAAUCGUAACUCCCUCAUGCUUCUGGAUCUCAAAUUCAGCAUCGGCACCCUCGGCUUGGCCAUGGGCACCUUCCUGGCUGGCCUGUACGGUAUGAACUUGGAGAACUUCAUCGAAGAGACCAACUGGGGCUUCGCCGGCGUCACCACCUUCUCCAUCUUCUUCUCUCUUCUCGUCUGCAGGUAUGGCCUUGUCAAGCUGCGCAAGGUCCAGCGCGUCAAGAUGCACGGCACCGACGGCGGCACCACUUCCUCGUGGUUCCGGGAAAACGUCCAGACUAUCGAGCAAGGCAACGCGCCAGGUCUUGGUGGGAGCAUGGGAUCUAUCGAUAAGUUCCGGAGGAUCAAAACUAAAACCAACAACACCUCUUCCAACCCCGGAAAAUGGAUGUAA